AUGGCCGACAUCAAGUCUACACUAGUUCCCCCAGGCAAACCCGACGAAGCUUACAUAGUCCCGUAUCUUGAAGGACAUGCUGUCGACAUACCAUCUUCUGUCUCGGUUAUCCGAGUAAUGGUAACCGCGAAAGAGACAAAUAACACUUUUGCAUUGGUGACGUCAGGCGGUUCCGAAGGGCCUCCUAUUGGGUUCCACUGCCACGAUGAUGCACAUGAUAUAUUUCUCUGCACCAAGGGUCAGGUGAGCGUCUGGGCCAAUGAACCAGGUCGUACUCUCGAUCCUGGAGACAUGGCCAGUGUACCACAUUCGCCAGAUACAAGAGACCCGACUAAGACGUUGUUUCCUCGUCUUAUGGAAUUACCUGGUAAACAUGACUUUGUGCCUGUCCCAGGUCAUCCCGCCACCGAGGUCACGUUUUGCCUACCGACCGACAGCGUUAUCCCGGACGGGCCGGAACCAUACUUUCUCAAAGCAGACUCCAGGCCCAAGUAUGCGGCCACAGGACUCCUGUUCAAGCCCUUGGUCGGCUUGAAGCAGACACACAACCGCUUCGUGGUGUCUCGCAUUGAAGGAACAACCCGAAUUCCAUCUAAACUGCCCAAACUCAGCUAUCCUAGCCACCAAGCCAUCAUCGUAGUUGAAGGGGCUUUCAGGGUUGACGUUGGAGACUAUGCGCAGGAAGUCCAGACUCGUCAGACUAUUUUCAUCCCUGCUGGAAAUGCAGCUUCGCUGGCGGCGACUACUCGUUAUGCAUCGUUGUAUGUCACUUGCGAUGGCGUUGGCUUCCCGGCGGUCCUGGGGGCCAUUGGAAAGGAAUACUCAUCUCCUGUAAUUUCUGUGGGAUUUGAUAGUGACCCUGACGUCUCCAGAUACGAGGAGGCUUUCGAGCGACUUGGUCUUCAGUAG
This is a messenger RNA of Fusarium oxysporum Fo47, 909 nucleotides long. Its product is annotated as RmlC-like cupin domain-containing protein. The record is from RefSeq and is a predicted model, not a curated record. NCBI's taxonomy places the organism in Eukaryota, Fungi, Ascomycota, Sordariomycetes, Hypocreales, Nectriaceae. Bases 1 to 909 code for a protein of 302 amino acids. The transcript has 3 exons.